UUGGAUCAGUCUCUCGCGGACUUUCGACAGUGAACAUUCUAUAUAUUUUGCGGAAGCUCCAAAAUCGAUCACUAUAAUACAUCGAUGAAAUAAUAAAUCGAUCAUUGUUUUAUUAAUUCUUUCUCCAAAUCAAAGUUUGUGUACUUAAGAAAAAUUUAUAAAAUUAUAUUAACAAUUUUUUUUUAUUUUUCAUUCAUGUGAAUUAAAAACAUCGAAAAGUGUCAACGAAAAGUUGCGAUAAAUAAUGUGGACCAUUUUUCAUGUGCUUUUAAUAAUUCCAUUUCGAACAUUAUCGUCAGUGUGAUUUAAAGUUUUAAAAGUUCAUCAACGAAAAAAACCAAAAAAAAGAAGGAAAAUGAAAAUUUUGAUCAUUCUCAUGUGCCUAACAGGCAUUACAUUGUCACUGCAAGAGCCAUCAGAAACAAUCAACAAUGCAAUACCUGGUGAAAAAAAUUUGGAAGAAUAUGACAAGGAAAAUGAAGAAGGAAUUCGAAGAUUCGCCUGUCCUGUUGGAUUUUUUCGAAUGAAACGUUUCUGUUAUUAUUUAAGUGCAGGCAGAUCUCCUUGGUAUGAGGCUCAUUAUCAUUGUAAAGAUAGAAAUGCCACUCUCUCAAUUCUCGAUAGAUAUGGAAAGGAUAAAAUGUUGCGAAAGCACCUAAUGGGUGACCAAUAUAUGAAACUGGAGAGAUGGAUAGGUGGAAUUUACAAUUACAAAUUGAAAAUUUGGACCUGGGGAACGUCGGGGAAGCAAAUUGAUUUUCAAAGUUUUGAGAGGCAACCCCAAAACCCACUGCCAUACAGUUGUAUUGUAAUGGACCCGUCAGCAAAGUACAAGUGGAAAGCAAAGAGUUGUUUCGAAAGCAAAUAUUUUGUUUGCGAAGUACCUGCAGGUGGAAUAGGCAGGCGUCGAAAGAAGACAGUCGAUCCGUUUGCCCCCGAAAAUCAACGUCUAAGGAUUAGAAAGAAGGGAAAGAAGAACAUCUUGAAGGAAAAUAAACGCAAGAAACAUCGGCAAAAUAAAGGUAGAAUAGCUCUUGAGAAGAAAGAGUGGGCACAACAAAACUCAAACCAAGAAUGGAAUCACGGAGUUAAACUUGGAUCAAGGCCACCGUCGAGAAUAAGAAUGGCACCAGGAGCAAGGCCAAGUGACAGAAUGCGUCAUCAUCCAAUCGACAGGACCUAUCAAGGAUCAAUGAUACCCCGAGUUUCGCAAAUUUCAUCCCAGGGCAAAGAAUACGGAGCGUUUCUAGGCGACAGUCCAGCCAAUAUUCAACGUCAACAAAGCCUAUCAUCAAAUAUAAACAAUGCUCUCACCGAAUUUCACGAGCAAGUUCUCCUGAAAACUUGAAGAAUUUACACUUAAUUUGUUCCUUUCUAUUUAUUUUACCAUCCAGCCAGUAAGAUUCAAAAAGAAAAAAAAAAUAAUAAUAAACUACAGCGAGGAAAGUACCAAAACUGUAGUUUAAAAAACUGGUACGUUCAAAAAAAUGCAUUUUAUCGAAAACGAAAAUUUAGUUACCGUUACGAUAACUAAUGAAGGCUAUUAGAUAGAUUUAAGACAAUUACUGUUACUAUUUAUUGAUGUGUUCAACUGAAAAAAAUUCACGUUAAUAUUCCUCUUUCCUGGCGCACCAUCACGAAUUUUAAACAUUAUAAAAAUCUAAAUAAAUCUUGCCCUGAAGAGUGACUACUAGUCGAUGGAACCAAGUAUUGAUUAAAUCGUACUUGAAAAUUAAAACUAGAAAACAAUGAAAUAAUAUUAAAAAAAUAGUGUUCAAUCAAAUAUCUCUUCAUCUAUAAAAAAAAUUUGUUUUAGCGAAUUUUUAAAACAAAAACUUUUGAAUUUAUAAUUUCUCCACUUACUGUCAUUAAGUCACACUAAGUUUUCUUUAAUUUUAGUCUAAAUAAUAUCGAAUAGAAUCUAAGAAUUUUUCUUUCCUCUUUUUUGAUACUUGAUUCGAAUGUAAAUAUGUUCAACAAACACGUCAAAUUUUUAAGUAAAAUAGACAUUGUGUUAGAAAAUAAUAAAUCAUCCUAUGUGUACCUUUGUAAAUAUCAUUGAUUUCUUUU
This is a messenger RNA of Leptopilina heterotoma, 2070 nucleotides long. RefSeq lists its product as uncharacterized. The coding region runs from base 356 to 1348 and encodes 330 amino acids. The record is from RefSeq and is a predicted model, not a curated record. Lineage: Eukaryota; Metazoa; Arthropoda; Insecta; Hymenoptera; Figitidae. The transcript is spliced from 5 exons.